This is a messenger RNA of Phacochoerus africanus (Common warthog), 1035 nucleotides long. RefSeq names its product steroid 5 alpha-reductase 1 (gene SRD5A1). Lineage: Eukaryota; Metazoa; Chordata; Mammalia; Artiodactyla; Suidae. Bases 204 to 971 code for a protein of 255 amino acids. Gene Ontology annotation, molecular function: 3-oxo-5-alpha-steroid 4-dehydrogenase activity. The transcript is spliced from 5 exons. The record is from RefSeq and is a predicted model, not a curated record. Gene Ontology annotation, cellular component: membrane. Gene Ontology annotation, biological process: steroid biosynthetic process.
GACCCGUCUGCUCCGCUGAAUCCGCGCACCUAGCGCUUCGAGGCUGCCCGCGCGGGGCGGAUCCCAGCCGGUGGUUUCGGCCGCGGGCGCCAACCUCGGGUAACCGCGCCUCCCGACGCCCCCCCCCCCCCCGCCCCCGACGCCGCGCUAUAUGUGGCGGGUCGCGGCCGGCGGGCCAUGGAGCACGCCUGCCGUUCCCCACAAUGGAACCGGCCGAGCGGUUCUUGCUGGACGCGCUCGCCUACCUGGAGGGCGCUCUGGGCUUCCUGUGCUACGUGAUGCUGAAGCUGGUGGGCUCGCCCUACGGGCGCUACGCAUCGCCGCGCUCCGCCUUUCGGCUGCCCGCGCGGGCGGCCUGGGCAGUCCAGGAGCUACCCUCGUUGGCCCUGCCGAUCCUCGCGUGCGCCGGCGCGCCGGCCGAGCGCCUCAGCCGCUGGCCCAACUGCAUCCUCCUGGCCAUGUUCCUCAUCCACUACGCGCAAAGGGCCUUGGUCUUCCCAUUUCUGAUCCGAGGAGGAAAGCCCAUGCCGCUGUACCCUUUUAUACUGGCCUUCCUGUUCUGCACCUACAACGGCUACUUACAGAGCAGGUACUUGAGCCAGUACGCCGUGUAUGCCGACGACUGGGUCACUGACCCCCGAUUUCUAGCAGGUUUCGCCUUGUGGUUAAUAGGCAUGCUGAUAAACAUCCAUUCCGAUCACGUCCUAAGGAACCUCAGGAAACCAGGGGAGACUGGAUAUAAAAUACCAAGGGGGGGCUUGUUUGAGUAUGUCACCGCGGCCAACUACCUCGGGGAGGUCGUGGAGUGGUGCGGCUACGCCCUGGCCAGCUGGUCCGUCCAGGGCUCGGCGUUCGCCCUCUUCACCUUCUGCGUCCUGUUCACCAGGGCUCAGCAACAUCACCAGUGGUACCAUGAGAAAUUUGAAGAUUAUCCAAAAUUCCGAAAAAUCAUGAUUCCGUUUUUGUUUUAGGUUCCUUGUCAAUGCACUUACCUUCCAUUUAAAGCUUUUCAAUGCUAUUUCUCUAGGGAUUAUA